Colletotrichum gloeosporioides is the source of this 1572-nucleotide messenger RNA. RefSeq names its product Cytochrome P450 monooxygenase sdnE. Gene Ontology annotation, molecular function: iron ion binding; monooxygenase activity; oxidoreductase activity, acting on paired donors, with incorporation or reduction of molecular oxygen. The record is from RefSeq and is a predicted model, not a curated record. NCBI's taxonomy places the organism in Eukaryota, Fungi, Ascomycota, Sordariomycetes, Glomerellales, Glomerellaceae. Bases 1 to 1572 code for a protein of 523 amino acids. The transcript is spliced from 9 exons.
AUGGCUCUACUUGCCGUAACACUUUUGGGUCUCUUGGUGUUGGUGGCAUUGACAAUAGUAAAGGUGACGACGAUCAAUGACAAACACAUUCAUCGCUCGCAGACCUUCACUAAGCUUCGCACGUCGUCUCUAUCCCACUUACCAAAAGCCGGCUGGGGAGCGAAUUACUCACGUCUGCUAUGGAUCUUCUGGCAAGAGUACAGAGGCAACGUUACCCUGAAGCUUCCCGAGCUUCACGAACGGCUAGGUCCCCUUGUCCAGAUAGGUCCUAACGAAGUCUCAUUCUAUUCCAUGGAAAUUUACGACGCAGUGCAUAAGCUCAACAGUGGUUUCGUAAAAGACCCGCGCAACUAUGGCGAAUUCGUCCAAGGCGGCCAUCCAGCACUUUUCUCAAUCACUCAUCCAGAAGAACAUGCGAAGCGUCGAAGAAUACUUGGCCAGUUAUACAGCCGCAGCAAAAUUGGGCAUUUGGAAGAGCUAAUGCUCAAGCAUGUGGACCAUUUUGUUGAGAUGACUCGCCAAAAGUUUGGUGCAUUUGACAUUGGACCGGCAUGUAGAGCGCUUGAGGCAGACAUUAUUUCGGAAUUCUCUUUCGGUGAGGCACUUCAUGCCAUUACUGCUUGGUCUAAAGAAGAAGAGCUCGCGAUAGUAUCCAAGAACGACCAUAAAGCGACGUUGAUGCCUUUGCUUAUGAACUGUCCGACGCUGUAUGAGCUUUGGAUUUCUAUUGAAGACAUCGUCUGCCGAGCUACUGGGUCACGAGUCUCGUACAAAAAAGGCCUUGCGCAAUACGACCAGUGGACACACAAUGCCUGGACUCGCAACAAGCUCGCCGAAAAACCGACACCCUCUGAAUUUCCCAACUUGAUCAGAGUCAUGGUGGCAGCCGGUGUUCCAUCCCAAACCGCACUGUCCGAAGCCAAAGAGAACCUGGGACCAGGAACAGACACAACUUCAGCUUCAUUGGCACACACCCUGUACGCACUGUCCAAAAACCAAGUGUUCCAACAAGCGCUCUAUGAAGAUCUUGCUCGCGUGGGUUUCCCAAUCGACUUGACUUCUUUGGAGAACAUUCCUCGACUGAAGGCCUGCGUGAAGGAAGGCGUUCGUUGGGCCGGUGCAGCUGCUGCGAUGUUGCCCCGAGUUGUCCCAAAGGGCGGCGUGGAGCUUCUUGGUAAAUUCAUCCCAGAAGGGACCGUGUUGACUUCAUCGCCAAUUUGGUAUUUGCGAGACAAGUCUGCAUUUCCAAACCCCGAGUUGUUCAAUCCAUACCGUUGGAUCAACGAGAGGGGAAUGGCAAUCAAAGAAGACACUCUUCGAGACAAAUUCUAUGUUCCAUUCUCGAAAGGUCCAAACAUUUGCAUCGGCCUCCACUUUUCCUACUACGAACUGUACCUCAGCUUGGCGAAGAUCAUCCAGAGUUUUGAGUUGGUUGCCCCUGAUGAGUCUUCAAGUCACUCAUACGGCCACGGCUGGAUACCGGUAGAGCUGCCAAAGAGACGGGAAUGGGUAGCUGCUGUGCCUACAGACCCGCUGCUCGUCAAAGUUCUGUCGAGGAGACAGGUCGGUUGA